Messenger RNA from Lingula anatina, 1014 nucleotides. RefSeq lists its product as uncharacterized. The record is from RefSeq and is a predicted model, not a curated record. NCBI's taxonomy places the organism in Eukaryota, Metazoa, Brachiopoda, Lingulata, Lingulida, Lingulidae.
AUGCCCCCAAGCUUUCUGGUCACAGACAAGCACUCAGUUGUUCGUGUCAAUGCAGAAGAGUUUCCAUUUCAAGACAAGGCAUUCCUGGCCCUGUACGCAGACACAGAGAAGGGGCAUGCCAUGAUUGAUGUCAUCCAAUGGAAUCAGUUCUUCAAAUGUCACGUGGAAGUUCGAGAUCAUGAAAAGGAACUUCUUUUCAAUGGCAUGAUAACGGAGGACGGUCACAAGGCAUUUCAACACAAGAAUAUCCCACUAGAGUGUCUCAUACAGGUUCCUGUAAAAUUUGGUGUGAGUCUCCACGUUCAGGAGGAAGGAAAUGCAGAUGUAGAAGACAUGGAAUGUCACCAGGUCCACAUAAACACACAGAAUGGAGACACCUUACUCAAAAAUUUAAAAUGUGGAACAGUUCAUGCACAUAGCUGGACAGGGAACAUCAAAUGUGUGUCUUCACUUCAGGGCAACAUAGAGCUCAAGACAGGGAAUGGGGGGGCCAUCAAAGCAGACAAACUUCAGGGUCAACAUGUUCAGUGUAAAACACAGGAUGGCACCAUCCAGGUCAAAUCAGUCUAUGCAGACGAUGCCAACUUCUGGUCACAAAGUGGCGCCAUCUAUCUUGGCAGUGUACAUGGAAGCACUGUAGUAGACAUACACAAUAAGGGAGAUGUCAAAAUCGAUUCACUGGAUGGCAGCCUGAAUGCCCUUAUGAAAGAAGGUAAUCUUGCUGCCCACAUCACCAGACAUGAAGAGGUAACAGUAAGGACAGGCAAAGGUGACAUCUCUUUAGACCUUCCUGUCAGUGCUAACACCACUCUCGAGUUGUUGGGGAGUCAAGUGGAGGUGGACAAGGCACUCUCUGUGGAGAACGUGGAGGAAAAAAAGGAAGGGAAUCUGACAAAAUUUACCGGCAAGAUGAACUCCAGUGGAAAAGGCAGUGUCAAGUCAGAAGCACGCGAUGGGAAAAUUGUUGUCACUGCUAAAGAUUGGUUUGAAUCCCUCAAUCUGAGUAAAAAGUGA